Messenger RNA from Talaromyces amestolkiae, 753 nucleotides. RefSeq lists its product as uncharacterized. The transcript has a single exon. Bases 1 to 753 code for a protein of 250 amino acids. Gene Ontology annotation, cellular component: precatalytic spliceosome. NCBI's taxonomy places the organism in Eukaryota, Fungi, Ascomycota, Eurotiomycetes, Eurotiales, Trichocomaceae. The record is from RefSeq and is a predicted model, not a curated record.
AUGGCAUCUCAUAGAGCAGAUGCAAGCGCUUUCCUCGACAAUCGAGGCUACACAGGCCCCCUCGUCCGCGGCGUUAAUCCGGUUACCCUGUUCGAAAAAGCUGUUCGCGAUCGUAUCACGGAUUCGUACUACUGGAAAGAGCAAUGCUUCGGUCUCAACGCUGCCACACUAUGCGAUCGUGCAAUCGAAUUGACUUCGAUCGGUGGAACGUAUGGACUAUCACAAAAACCAACACCGUUCCUAUGUCUGGCCUUCAAAAUGCUUCAACUAGCACCCGAUAAAGACAUCGUUCUCGAAUACUUGAAUUUCACCGAUCCGGGAAGCGGCGAUGAGGAGAACCCAGAAGAUAGAGAAAUCGAUGGAGAAGUGGUCAAAGGCAGAGGCGACUUUAAAUAUCUACGAGCUCUUGCCGCAUUUUAUAUUCGUCUUACCUUCGAAGCUGCUGAGAUCUACAAAUACUUGGAGCCACUACUGCUGGAUUACAGGAAGCUGAAGAGAAGGAUGCGCGAAAACUACGUUCUUACCAAUGUGGACCAGUUUAUUGAUGAUCUACUUACGAAAGACCGAGUGUGCGCGACGAGUUUAUGGAAACUACCUUCUCGACAGAUGUUGGAAGACCUGGACUUAUUGGAAGAAAGAGUGAGUCCAUUGGCCGAUGAAUUGGAAGAACUGGACCGAGAGAGCGAAGCGAGUUACCAUAGCCGACAGGAUGAUGACAGCGAUCGCGGUUCGGAUGUCAUGCGAGAGGCAUGA